CACUGGCGCAGCCCCCCGCCAUGGACUUUACAGCCAACGAGGAGCUGACCCUCAACGGCAUGUCGUACGAACAGCGGGUCAAGUUCUACGAUUUUCUCAUUGCACAGCAUGUCCACUUUGAAGAGGACCCGGAGACAUCGCUGUACUCGGGCAGGUGGCGGGUGCAGGAGCUCCCCACUCCGGCCCACAUCCGUCAACAGAAUGCCCGCAAGCGGACUGAGGCCGCCCUUGCUCGCCACGGCAUGCGUGGGGAAGGCGGGAGCGAGAGCGGACGCCGCCGCCCGACAGUCCCGUCCCGCGGAUCGGCCGACGUGCCCAACGAUCGGCGGUACAAGCAAACCCGUGACUUUAUCGUCGGGCGGUACGAGGAGUUCUGCAAGCUCGUGGGCGACGUGUCGGAGAUGCGGACCCGGCGGCACGCGGUCCCGUGGCUCCUCACGCAGAUCGAGGAGAUCUACGACGCACGGCACGCGUACGACGAGCACUACGAGACCAAGCGGGCCGAGUUUAUCCACCUUGCCCGCCGGCGCAAGUACCCGCGCGGCGCGCCGCCGGGCGUCGACCUCGCCCUCACCGCCGCCGAGCUCGGCAUGGAGCCGGCGCUGGGCUUCCCUGAGUUUGUGUACAAGUACUUUCAGAACAAGUUUGGCCUUGACGCGCUCGUCAAGCAAAACCUGUGGGACUUUGUGUACAACGUGGAGACCCUCCGCCCGGUCUUCCUCGAGAUCGAGGUCUUUGGCAACUUUCUGGAGAGCUUCUACGACGUGACCGACCUGCAGUUCUUCCUCCACGCCCGCAUUCAGCUCUAUUCGCGCUUCCGCAAGGUCGGCCAGGCGACCGAGGCCACCUCGCUGCAGAUGGUGCCUGUCAAGCGGCUUCCAGCGCUCAUCGAGACCGUCUUUGUCCACAAGCCCAAGCUGAUGUCGGCCUCGUACAUGGUUGUUGUCCGCCACUAUGUCUCCAAGCGCCCGGCAAAGCAGCAAAAGGCGCUCGAGCUUCAGGAAGUCCUCAACCUCGCGCUCAUCCUCUUCCACAAGACCCGGCCCGACGAGGUGACCGGCGAAGUUGACCCGGCAUGGGACCCAGAGCGCGCUGGCUCCGACUUUGGCGACGACGCCUCGUUCACCGACGACGGCACGCUCACCGAUGGCUCUGUCUCCGCCAACGACUCGCAGCUCUCGGUGGCCGAGCGCAACGCCGCCCGUGCCGCCCGCCGCGCCAUGGCCGGCUCCACUCGCGGUGACGACGGCGACCUCCGCGGGCAGGCCGUCUCGCGCCGCUCUUCGGUCUCGUUCACCGAGCGCGUGGCCUCACCGCGCGACGCCCGCCGUGAGCUCGGCAGACCCGCCUCGGUCCUCGAGGCAGCGUCCGACGCCCUCGUCCCCACCACCAUCGCCCUUGCCGACGGCGAGAUCUCCGACCACAUCAUCACCUGCCUCCGCGAGGUCUCGCUCUCCUACCUCGAGGUCAUCCUCCAGGCUGGCUCGCACCUGCCUGCGCCCGAGCUCGAGGAGAUUUCGCGGUUCAUGGAGGACAAGGUCCACGACAAGGUCGCCUCCAUCCUCUCCGACGUCCUCCAGCUCGCCGACGAGCAGGAGCGCAACGAGCUCGACGACGCCAUUGCCUCGCUCACCCACGUCACCGCCAACGACCGCCUCGCAGGCGGCUCGCCAUCCAAAAUCAAGGCCACAUGCCGCCUCCACCGCGCAAAGCUCGCCCGCCAGUACCAGACCCUUCUCGCUACCACUUACGAGUCCGAGAAGGACGCUCUCCGUGCAGAGCUCAAGUUCUGCCAGGGCAUCAUGGCCACCCCUGACCUCCGCCACGACAUCGAGCCCACCGUCGCCUAUCUCAUCACCACCGCCGCCGCAAAGGUCGCUUCCCGCAACUCGGCCUCUCGCUCCUCUGCUGCCGUCGCAGCCUCCACCGCCGACUUUGCCGCCUCGUUUGCCACCCCAACGUCGGCCACCACCGCCGCCGCGCCCGCCACCCCUGCCUCGGCCACCAUCACUGCCAGCUCUGGCCGGCGUUGA
Messenger RNA from Thecamonas trahens ATCC 50062, 2033 nucleotides. RefSeq lists its product as uncharacterized. The coding region runs from base 21 to 2033 and encodes 670 amino acids. The transcript is spliced from 2 exons. The record is from RefSeq and is a predicted model, not a curated record. Lineage: Eukaryota; Apusomonadida; Apusomonadidae.